CCUGUCUUUUGAAAUGUGGUGACGAGCCUUACCAUACGCCGCUUCAUUACCGGUUUUAUACCAAACCUCGGGUAAAAUAGGAAUUUUGGUAAUCCCGGUGAGGUUCGAUUCCCAAUGCGCCUCUAGAUCCUCUACUAUUGCUACUGCUUUCUGUCGUCUGCGUGCAAGAGCCGGAGUAGUAUCCUCCAAUUAACCUUCCACCUAGCAUUUCCUCAGAUGAAAGCAAUGCCGGGAUUCCCCCUCCGAACUGAUAGCAGCCGAUACUCGGGCGAGAACGACAAACAAGCUUAUGAGGUGUCGCUCAGCCAUGUCGGCAAUGGUCUUGUCUGAGCCUCUGACUCUCGAGAUCGGAGUCAACGAUUUGUUCCGGUUUCAAGCCACCUAGCCGAUGCUUAGUGUGCUAUCUAAUUUCGGGACGUGUCCGGUCCAGAUGGAUGCCCGAGUGUUCGACCUCGAGUCCCGCCCCGCCGAGGAACUUACUCCUGGAGUAAUGUGGAUUUUUGGCUUGAUUGUGGCUCAUGUUCUCACUUGGCGCUUUCGGGGACUUGAGGAAAGGACACGGUACCCAACGAGGCCCAAAUCGGCCCGAAUGGGUCUCUCCGUCAAGCCUUUGAGGCGCUAAGCAAGGGACG
Aspergillus novofumigatus IBT 16806 is the source of this 632-nucleotide messenger RNA. RefSeq lists its product as uncharacterized. NCBI's taxonomy places the organism in Eukaryota, Fungi, Ascomycota, Eurotiomycetes, Eurotiales, Aspergillaceae. The transcript is spliced from 2 exons. The coding region runs from base 431 to 622 and encodes 63 amino acids. The record is from RefSeq and is a predicted model, not a curated record.